AUGAUGCAACACUUCAUGACUCAAAACAGAAGAGAAGAGAACCUGCUUUCCGAGCUGCGUGGCCUGAGGACUUCGUUUCCUAUGAUGCCAGGUGCACAAACGGCAAGCACCUGCAGGAAUUUGGCCUCCCCUGCCAAGCCGCAGAAACAGCACCACCCGAAUGAAACGCUGUUCCACAGGCACCGCUCCCGCAAGCCAACCGGCUUCUUUCCGAUGGCGCGCUUUGGCUGCGGGCGCCUACCCAAGUUCUUGUGCUCGGCGGCUUUGCUAGGUGUGCUAACACUGUUACUCAAUAACGUCUUCUUGGAACCACAUGACCACACGAGCCCCGAGCCCAAACCCGAGCCCAAAACCGAGGCAGAACCGGGGCCCAGAUCUUUUCCCGUGCUGGCGAACUGCAACAAGUUAUCCCCGCUGCUAGUCGGGCCCUGUACCCCUAGGCGUUACUCGCCACCUAGCAUGGAGGAGAUCCAAAAGAAGAGCGGCCCAUUGUCUCCGGGAGGCCUUUACAGUCCGCCGGACUGCCGAGCUCUGCACCGCAGUGCCAUCGUGAUCCCUUACCGGAAUCGGGCUUCCCACCUGCGCAGUCUCCUAGACCACCUCCAUCCUAUCCUACAGAGGCAGCAGAUUCAAUACAGGAUCUACGUGGUGGAGCAGUGGGGACAAGGCACCUUCAACAAGGGCAGACUGCUCAACGCGGGCGUGCAGGAAGCUCUCCGAGACGACAACUGGACCUGCAUCAUCCCCCACGACGUGGACCUGCUGCUCGAGGACGACCGCAACAUGUAUUCCUGCAAGCCGAACAAUCCCACGCACCUGUCAGUGGCCAUCGACAAGUUCAAUUACGUGUACGGUUAACCUCCGCCGCCCCAGAUCAAGUGGAAAAUCGAGUUUUUGGACCAAUGAAAGAAAGAAAACAAUCAGACUAAAGUUGUAGUAUUAGUAGGAGUCGUAGUAUUAGUACGGGAAAAUGUUGUUAUUUCAAGAGGAAAAAAAUCAGGCGUUGUAAUA
This is a messenger RNA of Corythoichthys intestinalis (scribbled pipefish), 1011 nucleotides long. Its product is annotated as beta-1,4-galactosyltransferase 3-like. The transcript has 4 exons. Lineage: Eukaryota; Metazoa; Chordata; Actinopteri; Syngnathiformes; Syngnathidae. Gene Ontology annotation, cellular component: Golgi apparatus. Gene Ontology annotation, biological process: galactosylceramide biosynthetic process; carbohydrate metabolic process. Bases 1 to 858 code for a protein of 285 amino acids. Gene Ontology annotation, molecular function: galactosyltransferase activity. The record is from RefSeq and is a predicted model, not a curated record.